This is a messenger RNA of Malassezia japonica, 1266 nucleotides long. RefSeq lists its product as uncharacterized. Lineage: Eukaryota; Fungi; Basidiomycota; Malasseziomycetes; Malasseziales; Malasseziaceae. The transcript has a single exon. The record is from RefSeq and is a predicted model, not a curated record. Gene Ontology annotation, molecular function: RNA binding. Bases 1 to 1266 code for a protein of 421 amino acids. Gene Ontology annotation, biological process: RNA processing. Gene Ontology annotation, cellular component: nucleus; ribonucleoprotein complex.
AUGAGCGAAGCGGCUGCGCCUGCGCUGAGCGCUGCCGAGGCCAAGGAUGCCGCGCUGAAGCAGGUCGAGUUUUACUUUGCGGACGCGAACCUGCCGUUUGACAAGUUUCUCUUUACGCUUUCGCGCAAGGACCCCGAGGGCUGGGUGCCGAUCGAGACCGUCGCCUCGUUCAAGCGCAUGAAGCCGGUGCGCGAGGCGAUCGGCGUCGAGGGCAUUGCCGAGGCGCUGCGCGGCUCGGAGGACCUGCUGGAGGUCGACGAGGCGGGCCAGAAGGUGCGCCGCCGCAAGGAGCUCGUGCAGGUCACCGACGCGCACGCCCGCAGCAUCUACGCCAAGGGCUUCCCCGACGAGUACGAGGGCCUACAGGAGGACCUCGAGGCGUACUUUGCGCAGUUUGGCAAGAUCAACGGCGUGCGCAUGCGCCGCGAGAGUGAGCGCCCGCGCAAGUUUAAGAACAGCGUGUUUGUCGAGUUUGCCGAGCCGGCCGAGCUCGACGCGUUCCUGCUCAAGGCGCGCGCCGAGGAGCCUAUUGAGGACGGUGGCCGUGCUAUCCGCUACAAGGACACGCCGCUCGACGUGAUGAGCAAGCCUGCGUACGUCGCGAUGAAGAUGCAGGAAAAGGGCAUCGACCCCAACGACAAGAGCAACAAGGGCCCCCGCAAGUUUAACGCGUUCCGCGAGAUGGAGAAGGAGCGCCACUCGGGCGGCGAACAGUCGGGCGGCAGCCGCGCCGACCCCCUCGAGUUCGAGUACAACGGCAAGAUGCUCACGACCACCCCAGAGGGCUCGAUCAACGCGGACGAGGUCACUUUUCCGGCAGACAGCGUGCUGCGCUUUACCAACGCCGCGUCGGGUGGCAGCUGGAAGGACCUCAAGGAUACGCUCUCGACUCUGCACCCCACCUCGUUUGUCGAGUUCCCCGAGGGCGCCGUCGAGGGUGUCGUGGGCUUCCGCGAGCCGAUUUCCGAUGAAAAGCUCGCCGAGAUCAAGGGCAAGGGCAUCACCGUCGGCGGCCAGCCGGUGACGUGGGAGCGCGUCGAGGAGGCGCAGGCCAAGGACUUUUACGUGGACCGCGCCAAGUUCCGCGCGUCGUUCCUGCUCGACCGCCGCGAGGCCGACCGCAGCUCGCAGCGCGGCGGCCGCGGCCGCGGCCGUGGCCGUGGGCGCGGCGGCCGCGGCGGCGGCCGUGGCGGCCGUGGCGGCAGCGACAAGCGCAAGCGCGACGGUCCCCCCGAAAUCGGCGCCAAGCGCGCUCGUAAUGAAUAG